Molecule: messenger RNA, 3666 nt
Organism: Mangifera indica (mango)
Lineage: Eukaryota; Viridiplantae; Streptophyta; Magnoliopsida; Sapindales; Anacardiaceae
Product: DNA damage-binding protein 1a-like
Exons: 19
Coding region: 220-3534 (1104 amino acids)
Cellular component (GO): nucleus
Molecular function (GO): nucleic acid binding; protein binding
Source: RefSeq, a predicted model, not a curated record
AUGAGAAACUCUUCGCAUUAAAUCAAAUCCCGUUAGAUUUAACCAAAAAAAAACACGUGUCGCGGCGGCACCUCUUUGCAGAGGGAGAGCCACACCCACAGCAGAGAGUAGUGAGCUACAAGCUGAAGCCAGAGAAAAGAAAAGAACACUUGAAAUUCCAGAGGGUGCCUAGAAAUUAAAAGCUAUAGCACCAAGAAACACUCUUUCGACUCUACCGAAAUGAGCAUAUGGAACUACGUCCUCACGGCUCACAAGCCCACUAAUGUUACUCACUCUUGUGUCGGCAAUUUUACCAGCCCUCAGGAGCUCAAUCUCAUUAUCGCGAAAUGCACUCGUAUUGAAGUACAUUUGCUUACUCCCCAGGGACUGCAGCCUAUGUUGGAUGUACCCAUAUAUGGAAGAAUUGCAACUCUUGAACUUUUCCGCCCUCAUGGUGAAGCACAGGAUUUUCUAUUUAUUGCAACCGAAAGAUACAAAUUCUGUGUUCUCCAAUGGGAUGCUGAGUCAUCUGAACUUAUUACAAGAGCAAUGGGGGAUGUCUCUGAUCGUAUAGGCCGUCCUACAGAUAAUGGUCAGAUUGGCAUAAUUGAUCCUGAUUGUAGAUUAAUUGGACUCCAUUUGUAUGAUGGGUUGUUUAAGGUUAUUCCUUUUGAUAGUAAAGGACAGCUGAAGGAAGCCUUUAAUAUUAGGCUUGAGGAGCUUCAGGUUUUGGAUAUCAAGUUUCUUUAUGGGUGUUCAAAACCAACAAUUGUAGUUCUCUACCAGGAUAACAAAGAUGCUCGUCAUGUGAAGACAUAUGAGGUUGCUUUGAAGGAUAAAGAUUUUGCUGAGGGCCCUUGGUACCAGAAUAAUUUGGACAAUGGAGCUGAUUUAUUGAUACCAGUACCCCCACCUCUCUGUGGUGUCCUCAUAAUUGGAGAAGAAACAAUUGUCUAUUGUAGUGCUAAUACUUUUAAAGCAAUUCCAAUCAGGCCAUCUAUCACGAAGGCCUAUGGAAGAGUUGAUGCUGAUGGUUCUAGGUAUUUACUUGGUGACCAUGCUGGGCUUCUCCACCUGCUGGUUAUAACCCAUGAGAAAGAGAAGGUUACUGGACUAAAAAUUGAGCUUUUGGGGGAAACAUCUAUCGCAUCUACUAUAUCAUAUUUGGAUAAUGCAUUUGUGUAUAUUGGCUCAAGCUAUGGAGAUUCACAGGAUAAAUACACAACAUUAAAUACUGACACUCUACUGGUUGUGAUACAGCUUAUAAAGCUAAAUGUACAACCUGAUGCAAAAGGUUCAUAUGUUGAAGUAUUAGAAAGGUAUGUCAACUUGGGGCCCAUUGUUGACUUCUGUGUGGUUGACCUUGAGAGGCAAGGCCAAGGUCAGGUUGUAACUUGUUCUGGAGCUUACAAGGAUGGUUCUCUUCGCAUAGUUCGAAAUGGAAUUGGAAUAAACGAACAGGCAUCAGUGGAACUGCAAGGUAUUAAAGGGAUGUGGUCAUUGAGAUCGUCUACUGAUGAUCCAUUUGAUACCUUUCUGGUGGUCAGUUUUAUCAGUGAAACACGAAUUUUGGCAAUGAAUCUUGAGGAUGAGCUGGAAGAAACUGAGAUAGAGGGUUUUUGUUCUCAAGCACAGACUUUGUUUUGCCAUGAUGCCGUUUUCAAUCAACUUGUUCAGGUUACUUCUAGCUCUGUAAGACUUGUAAGUUCAACAUCUAGGGAGCUGCGUAAUGAAUGGAAAGCUCCAGCUGGAUAUUCAGUUAAUGUUGCAACUGCCAAUGCUACUCAGGUUUUACUGGCAACUGGAGGUGGACAUUUGGUUUAUUUAGAAAUUGGUGAUGGAACAUUGACAGAAGUAAAACAUGCACAAUUGGAGUAUGAGAUAUCAUGCCUUGACAUUAAUCCAAUCAGUGAAAACCCCAACUAUAGUCAGAUAGCUGCAGUUGGAAUGUGGACAGAUAUAACUGUUAGGAUAUUUUCACUUCCUGACCUAAAUCUGAUCACAAAGGAGCAUUUGGGAGGAGAAAUCAUACCUCGAUCUGUUCUUUUAUGUGCCUUUGAAGGGAUAUCUUACUUGUUAUGUGCACUUGGAGAUGGUCAUCUUUUAAAUUUUUUGUUGAACAUGAGUACGGGUGAGUUGGCAGAUAGGAAAAAGGUGUCUCUGGGAACCCAGCCUAUUACUCUCCGUACUUUCUCAUCCAAGAGUACUACUCAUGUAUUCGCUACAUCAGAUAGGCCGACUGUGAUUUAUAGCAGUAACAAAAAGCUACUUUAUAGUAAUGUAAAUUUGAAAGAAGUCAGUCAUAUGUGCCCUUUCAACUCUGCUGCUUUUCCAGACAGUCUUGCAAUUGCAAAAGAAGGCGAGCUUACUAUUGGCACAAUUGAUGAUAUCCAGAAGCUUCAUAUCCGUUCUAUACCUCUUGGGGAGCAUGCACGCCGUAUCUGUCAUCAAGAGCAGUCCCGGACUUUUUGUAUAUGUAGUUUGAAGAACCAGUCUAGUGCAGAAGAAUCUGAAAUGCACUUCAUCCGCUUAUUAGAUGACCAAACAUUUGAGUUCAUAUCAACUUACGCACUUGACACAUUCGAGUAUGGUUGCUCCAUCCUCAGCUGCUCCUUCUCUGAUGAUAGUAAUGUCUAUUACUGUGUUGGGACUGCAUAUGUUCUGCCAGAAGAAAAUGAGCCUACCAAGGGGAGGAUAUUGAUUUUCAUAGUGGAAGACGGGAAGUUGCAGCUGAUUGCAGAGAAAGAAACUAAGGGAGCAGUUUAUUCAUUGAAUGCCUUCAAUGGCAAAUUGCUUGCUGCUAUCAAUCAAAAAAUCCAGUUAUACAAGUGGAUGCUCAGAGAUGAUGGUAGUUGGGAGUUGCAAUCUGAAUGCGGUCAUCACGGGCACAUACUGGCCCUGUAUGUACAAACUCGUGGAGAUUUCAUUGUUGUAGGUGAUUUGAUGAAGUCCAUUUCGUUGUUAAUCUACAAGCAUGAAGAAGGUGCUAUUGAAGAACGUGCCCGUGACUACAAUGCAAAUUGGAUGUCAGCUGUUGAAAUUCUUGACGAUGAUAUUUACCUUGGUGCUGAAAACAACUUUAAUCUGGUGACAGUUAGGAAGAAUAGUGAAGGUGCCACUGAUGAGGAAAGAGGGCGGCUUGAGGUGGUUGGUGAAUACCACGUUGGAGAAUUUGUGAAUCGAUUCCGGCAUGGUUCCCUUGUAAUGCGGUUGCCAGAUUCUGAUGUGGGUCAGAUUCCAACAGUGAUAUUUGGGACGGUGAAUGGUGUAAUUGGGGUUAUUGCUUCGCUCCCUCAGGAGCAGUACGUUUUCUUAGAAAAAUUGCAGUCAAACAUAAGGAAGGUGAUAAAGGGUGUUGGAGGGUUAAAUCAUGAGCAAUGGAGAUCAUUUAACAAUGAGAAGAAAACAGUGGAUGCCAAAAAUUUCCUGGAUGGUGAUUUGAUAGAGUCGUUCCUUGACCUAAGCCGUAGUCGGAUGGAUGAAAUAUCCAAGACAAUGAAUGUUUCGGUAGAGGAGCUUUGUAAGAGGGUUGAGGAACUGACGAGGUUGCAUUGAUAUAUAUUUGUUAAUGAAAUUCUUAUAUCCUCUACAUUUUGCAAUCUCUCUCUCAUCUGGCUUUGUAUGGAAUGUAAGAGUGAACGAUUUUUACAUAUUUCUUCUUCAUCUAAACACGGAUUGAUUGUAUUA